CCCAAACACUCAAGUCUAUAGAGCGCCAGUAUGGGUAUAGUAAUACGAACUUUAAGGGUCUCAAAGGUACACAUGGGUGGUGCCCAAGAGGACAGACACAGUGAUUGCUCACCCAUGCAGGAUUGUUCAGCCAUGUUCCUUGAGUCAGGAAAUGGGCUUGUUUGCAAUAAGCAUCCACACAGGCUGUGUGACGACAUAGCAAACACUGUUGCUGCUUCUCUUGACACAGCAGCAGGGAGAGACACAUGGACAUUGAUGUGUGUAAUGACAACACAGGACACAGGAGUGACACCAGCUCAUAUCUUCAGGUCUAUUGCAAAAAGUCUAGGGAUGUUAAAAAAGCAAAAUAAAGGCCCUGAUACAAGAUAUGUUAAUUAUUAUACAGGGCCAGAAGAGGACAUGAAGACAAUCGUUUUGAGUUUAUCAGAGUAUGGAGGUGGAAAUAUAACAAUGGAAAAAGAUGAAGCAACAGGAUUAGUGAUGAUAUGUAUAAAUAAUCCACAGAAAAGAAAUGCUUUUAGUGGCAAAAUGAUGGUUGAGCUCCAUAAUGCAGUUACUGAAAUUGAGAAAUGGAAAACUGGAAAAGGGCUCAUCCUGUAUGGUGCAGAAGGGCAUUUUUGUUCUGGCGGAGACCUCAGUUUUGCUCGAGAAAAUUGUAAUCCUCAUGCAGGAUUUCAGAUGGCAACAAUUAUGACAAAUACUCUCCACAGGCUACACAACCUGCCAAUCAUGACAGUUGCAGUAAUAGAAGGAGCAGGUGCCUUGGGUGGAGGUGCAGAACUAGCAGCAGCCUGUGACUUUCGUCUUGCAAGUAAAAGUGCAGCUGGAAUAGGAUUUGUUCAUGGCCGCAUGGGAAUUAUUCCAGCCUGGGGUGGAGUUACAUGGCUUGCAGAUGUUGUAGGGUGUCACAAGGCCCUUGACUUAAUCUCGUCUUCACAAAUAGUAACUCCAUCUAAAGGCAUACAGACUGGAAUCAUAGAUGCCAUUAUCAGUGAUGAUAAUCCACUAGAUGAUGCAAAAGAAUGGUUAAAGGCACGAACACGAAGUGAUCCUGAAGUUAUUCAUGCAAUGAAGGCAGCAAUCAGAAAUGUUACAGAGUUGGCAUACAAAACUUCACUUCCAGUUGAAAGAAGAAUUUUUGCUCCAUUGUGGGGAGGACCAGCAAAUAAGCUUGCUCUCCAAAGAAAUGUGAAACACAAACUGUAAGAUUAAGAACUGCUUCACAGUAUUACACUUCGCUACAAAACUAUGCAACAGUUUUGAUGCUUGUUUUGUUUUUGUGACACCCAUGUGUGUAUUGUUUCUAGAUAAAUUAAGUUUAAGUAUAUGAAGGCUUAAUGAUAGUACCAUAGAAAAGAUAACCUAACUAAAAAGUUAUUAAGCUUACACUUUUUCUCUCUGUUUUGGUGCCAAAAACUUUCGUACUGUUCUUUGCACAUACUAUUUUACAUUGUAUGAAAAUAAUAUUCUUUAAUCUGUUAUUUAGUACACUCCCACAAUUCAUUUUGAAGAUAUAUUACAUAAAUGUAAAAGGAUAUUUAUCUCAUUCUUUAUCAUUUCACUUUGUUUUCCUCUUUGUUAGAAUGGAUUGUUAUACAACUACAUCAUUAAUAUAUCCUAAACAUACUUGUAAUUAAUACAGGUCACAUAACAGAUAACAGUUUUUAUUUAUUUAGUUUCACAAUGGCACUGGCACUUUUUGUUUUGCCUUUUUUUCUUUUUUAAAAAAGGAGCUAUUACAUAGCACUGACAUAUUCAACAAAUAUUUGCAUUCCUUAAAAUAAUGAGUAUUUCAGUUUGUACAAUAACAGAACGUCAAGAGAGGGAAAACUACGGUAGCACAUACACUGUAAAAACUGAAUGGUAAUUGGUACAGCAGUCAACACAAGGGUUUGAAACACUAUGGCAUAAGUAAUCCUUGGUCUUGAGGUUCUUCAGUUCUAUUCAAUAAUGCUACAGAAAGUCUAAUUUGUCUAAGCUUUCAGAUUUUGCAUGAAAAUAAGAACAAUGUCAAACACAUCAGUAAGACACUUAACUGUGCACUAUGAAUCUGAUUAAAGCGAAAAGUGUUUUUUGUACUAUGACUCACUGCAAGAACUCAGCUGUAUCAAAGAACCUCGAGACCAAGUAUCAACAUAGUUAAAUGCAACACCUUACAGGAUAUGACUUGGGUGCAACACUUACACUUUUACUCUUAAAUCAAAUGACUAGUGAAAUCCUUGUAAGAACUUUCUAGUGUGUAGUCGGAAAUCACCGAUACGUAGAUUUUAAAAUUUACUUAAUGCUGAAUAUGAAGCAAGAGGAAGAGAUGGUAAAUUUUAGUUUAUGGGUGUAAAAUUUUUUUGGGAAAAAAAGGGAGCUGUUUCUAUUUUAAGCUCUUUAAAUCCCACCACUGCAAAUAGUAUGGGAAGAAAUAGGAUCUUAAAAGCAUAUUAUAGAUCUUCCUAGCAAUAUGAUACUGAAUUAAAGUCCUGUUGUGUGUUGGUAAAUAAAUGAGAUGAAGCCCAGGGAUGGGGGAUGUAUCUGACAUAAGCAAUGAUAAGAUAAAGCUUACAGUGUGUAGGAUAUCAUUAUUAUAUACCAAAGAAGCACAUUGUUUUCUUUUUGUAAUAAAGGACAGUAUUCAUCCGAAAAAUAUGGAAUAAAUUUCCACUUUCUUAUUUUCAAACAGGGUAUUAUCUUUAGGAAAUAUAAAGAAACCCAUUCAUUUAUAAAGUCUUUAAUAGUUAUAUAUAUAAAUAUAUAUAUGUAUAUAUUUAUAACAUGGUCAUUUCAUUUCUUUUUUACAUUACAUGUAUUAUUGGACUGACUAGUUUCAAUUCAGUGUUGCAUUAUGAACAAGCAGACUGUUAAAAUUUAUAAAUAUUAUGGGUAAAUUAUUCUAAUUUAUAAACGAAUUCUUUUCCAAAUUUGCAAUUUAUCUUAACAUAACAUUAUUAAGAUCUCCAAACCACUUGUAGUCACAUAUUCGAGAUUAAAUGGCACACAAUUUUAUAGAACCUGUGCCAUAACUGAAGGAAAAAAAAUCCAUUUAACUUCAUGUAAAUUUUCAGGAUUAAACAUUCAGUGGUUUUGACACCAAUUUCAAGCUUUGACUGGACUGAAUAAAAUAUCUAAAUUUGGAUUCUUAAAAGAGACCAAACAAUUGAAAAGU
Molecule: messenger RNA, 3154 nt
Organism: Schistocerca cancellata (South American locust)
Lineage: Eukaryota; Metazoa; Arthropoda; Insecta; Orthoptera; Acrididae
Product: ethylmalonyl-CoA decarboxylase-like
Exons: 5
Coding region: 31-1206 (391 amino acids)
Biological process (GO): fatty acid beta-oxidation
Cellular component (GO): cytosol
Molecular function (GO): enoyl-CoA hydratase activity
Source: RefSeq, a predicted model, not a curated record